Molecule: messenger RNA, 5814 nt
Organism: Gigantopelta aegis
Lineage: Eukaryota; Metazoa; Mollusca; Gastropoda; Neomphalida; Peltospiridae
Exons: 21
Coding region: 180-1520 (446 amino acids)
Molecular function (GO): protein binding
Source: RefSeq, a predicted model, not a curated record
GUUGUCUCCCUUGAUGAAUUUUAAAGUAGAUGGCUGUCAUACUCAAAACUAAGUUAUAAGUUCUUAUACUUCCAAUGAAUGUGUAGAUGACGGCCCUGCAGUGACAGCAUCAUACUUUACACUGUUUGUAAAAGUGUUCAACACAGAUGAAUUACAAGCAGCAAAGACACGGUUAAAGCAUGUCUGUUACCCAUCCACUGCUGAAAAUUCUCAAAGGUGCUUUGCUUGAUCUCCAUCAGGAAAAGACAGUGAUUUUGGACAGGAACCCCAAGCUGAUUCCUCUGUGUAAAACAAUAGAAGAUAUUCUCCGAUGUGGACUUACAAAUAACAGCUCAUGGUUUUCAAGGACAGACUACUGGUCUCUGAUCAGCAAAAUCACACGUUGCACAAACCCAAAUUUGGAGCAUGUGAUCGAUUAUACCAAAAAUUGCCAAAAGACAUUAACCAUAGAAGGGAAGGGCAGGCUGUUUAUCCGCGCCUCACUUGUGAAGAGAACUCUCGAUUAUCUCAUCCAGACGAUUACAAGUGACGUCCAGCUGAUGAAGAUGUGGUAUGAUCCAAGGAGAUCCAUCAUUGGCAAUGACAUUCUCUGUGAAAUACUGUUGUCUUUGGUGAGAGAAAUAAAUGGCAUUACAUUCAAGCUGGUUCUAAAGAAUGCCAGUUUCCUAGACAUCACAUGGACAUUGCCGAUCUACAAAGAAUAUGAAUUUGUUCCUUGUGAUGUUCUGGGGAUCCACUUUCAGGAGGUGGAUGGCUACUUGCUUGUUGUGGAGGUGGAUUCUGACAGUGUAGCUGGAGAGGAUAAAAAAAUCUGUCCUGGUGAUAUUUUAGAUGACAUGUUUGGGGAAGGUCUCAAAGGCGGCAAAAAAGGAAAGGUGCAACUUUUGUUUAAUCAGUACAAAGGUUUACCAGUGUAUGCAGGCUUUGUUAAAGCUUGUGACUCUCAAGGAAACAUUUACCGUCCAAUUUCAAAGUUGUUACGAAUGAUUGACCUUGACCCUGAGGAGGUUGUGAGAGACAAUGCAAGAAUCGGUGACCAAUCACAAGACAAGAACGGAACGAAUAAGAAACCCGCUCAUGCAUUGCUACCCCAGGAUGACACUGAGGAGCUUCCAGUACAUGGUCCAGAGGGAAGAGCAAGUUAUAAUGUCACGUACUUGGGACAGGCAAUUUUGGGUGCAGAUGGCCGAGUUGAUCGCAUAGAAGACGCUGUAGAGGCUGUUAUCAACACUACUAACAAGAAACCAAAGCAAGUAAUAUUGGAAACAUCUGAAACAGGCAUUGUUUUAAUUGACAGACCUACUGGCAAGGUUGUUUUGGCAAAUUCUUUCACAGAGAUUUCAGCUUGUGGUAGAAGAACGGACUACAUGCAACAUUUUGCAUUCAUUUCUGGGGAGACUACAUGUAACAUGGCUCAGAAUUUCAUCUGCCAUGUCUUCCAUUCAUCAUCAGCAGAUGAGGCCAAAAUAAUACUCUGCAGUAUAGCCCAAGGUUUCGAGAGGACUCACUGGUUUUUAUGAUGUGAUUGAGAUCUGCAUUUCUCAGCCUAUUGAUCACACAGCAUCUGUUAGCUUGGUCCUGCAGCUCUCUGUUCUCUUGUAUCGGUGGUUAGUGUCCACACAGAUGAAGAUGCUGCACAUCUGUGUGCUUUCUGUUACUGUACACAUGUAUUAGAUUCAUAGACAAACAUUGUGAUAAUCUAUUAGCUCAAGAAUUUUAUAUAGACAUAUAAUUAAUUGUGUGUAUCAUUUCAUCAUAAAAUGAGAGUAAAAACAUGAAUAAUGUACUUGGGUUCCCCAUCCCAGUCAUGGUUAUUGAUCUGGGAAUAAUGAUUUUUUUAAAAAGAAAACAAGUAGUGUUUCAUCUCAUUUUCUGGUGAAAUCUGUCGUGUUUAUGCUGUGUUUUUGUAUGUUGAUCCAUUAUUUACCCAACAUUCCUAUCCAGCACCAAUCUUUGGUGAACAUCCUGACACUAUUGUUGGGAUUUUAUAAAAUUAACCUGAUUUAUGAGAAUUAAUAAGAUUGAAUUAUAUUAAAAGUUAGUUUUAAUCACAGCAGCUGUAAUGGUCACAUCUCAUGUCUACAAAAAUCUAAUAUAUUGCUAGAAACAUUUUCAUUGUAUCUUUGUUUUAACUGUUACAUUAUUAUAGCACCUGUUGGAAAAGAUUCCAAGUGCAUCCUACCGUGUUUAAAAGUUUAUUACCAACCCCUAAAUUUCACAAAUGCCCCAUCAGCGGGAGUAUUGAAGUACUAAUCAGAUUGGGUAACACAGAAUUGUUGUAAAAGGUCUUGUAUGUAUAAUGUUGCUAGGCUAUUUACAAUAUAUAUUUAUAUUCAGAUUUUAAAAAUUAGUUGUUGCUCGUUUGCAAAGCAGUUAGAACCUAAUUUAGUUUACAUGGUACAAUGUAUAUUAGCAUAGAAAUAUCGUAUUAUAAACAUGAUAAAAUAUUACUGUUUGUAAUAUCUGAAAAUGGCUACUAAUGUUGAUUGCUUUUCUAUGCCUUUAAUACUCAAAACCACAUUAUGUUUGUUUAUUUAUUUAUUUAUUUAUUUAUUUAUUUAUCCAUUCAUUCAUGCAUGCAUGCAUUUAUUUAUUCAUUCAUUUACUUAUUUAUUGUAUCAAACAAGCAAACUAUUUUAUUUUAUAAAUUUAACCACUUAUGUUAGUGUUAAAAAUUAAUGUAUGAAUAAAAUGAAAAUGUACCAGUAUUUAAACAUUCCUAAGUGCAUACAUGUAAUGUAGACAUUUGUAAAACUGAUAAUGAUACACAUCUUGAUGCAACCAACAUUGUUCGUAAUGACCAAAUAUCAGCUAAUAAUGACUUGUGCUAAAUAUGGUUUUUCUGUUCCAUCGGAUGGUCUGUCUGUGUGUUUAUUAGUGUCUUCAAUAAGACUUUUAUGUUUGUCCCUCUGUCUAUCGGUUGGUCUGUCUGUGUGUUUAUCAGUUUCCACAAUAAGACUUAAGUUUGUCCCUCUUUCUACCGGUUGGUCUGUCUGUGUGUUUAUCAGUCUCCACAAUAAGACUUUUACGUUUAUCCCUCUAUUUAUUGGUUGGUAAGACUUUUACAUCUGUCCCUCUGUCUAUCGGUUGGUCUGUUUGUGUGUUUAUCAGUCUCCACAAUAAGACUUUCAUGUCCCUCUGUCUAUCGGUUGGUCUGUUUGUGUGUUUAUUAGUUUCCACAAUAAGACUUUUAUGUUUGUCCCUCUGUCUAUCGGUUGGCCUGCCUGCGUGUUUAUUAGUUUCCACAAUAAGACUUUUAUGUUUGUCCCUCUGUCUAUCGGUUGGCCUGCCUGCGUGUUUAUCAGUUUCCACAAUAAGACUUUUAUGUUUGUCCCGCUGUCUAUCGGUUGGCCUGCCUGCGUGUUUAUUAGUUUCCACAAUAAGACUUUUAUGUUUGUCCCGCUGUCUAUCGGUUGGCCUGCCUGUGUGUUUAUCAGUUUCCACAAUAAGACUUUUAUGUUUGUCCCUCUGUCUAUCGGUUGGUCUGCCUGCGUGUUUAUCAGUUUCCACAAUAAGACUUUCAUGUCUCUAUCGGUUGGCCUGCCUGUGUGUUUGACGGUCUGUCUCCUCUGUACAGUUGUUGUUAUUUAUUUAUGCCAUUAGUUUCUGUAAUCACUGAUAUACUACUGUCUAGUUGACAGGUUGAAGCAUGCAUUGUGAUUUUAUCAUUCAUAAAAGCUGGUGUUUUUUCUUGGUCGUAGAAAACCGACUUAAAAGUAUUUAUGAUUCGUAUAUCAUAAUUGUUUAAGCUUUCAUUGCUUGGAGAUUCUCUUACCACUGUUACUCUUUAACAUGUUAUUCAUGUUCCCUGAACUCCAGAGCCCUCCCAUAGAAAACAUAAAACACCAAUAAAUAUCAACUCAUUUAUUGUAAACACACUAGGCCGGACUGACUGACCGAGUGUACAUUAAGUAACAUAAUAACACAUACUGCUUCACACAGUCACUCUUUAAGUAAUACUUCACCAUAAUGCAAAAUAACAAAAACACCACUUGCCCUGUUGGUCUCCUAGGCUGAAUGACACGUGCUACAAACUGCACAUGCAGCAUUAACCAUACCGAAGCGCCAUCUAUGGGAGCUACUCCCAAAUCAAGGGGAAAUAAUUUCCAUCUAAUUUUCUACGAUCAACUGACAAUGGGUUUUGUUUUUGUUUUUUGUAGCUUCUAUUUUUGUAAAUCUGUUUUAGAGGUUUUUUUUGGUGGGGGGGGGGGGGGGGUCUUUAAAAGCAAGGCAGUAUAAAGUUCUCUCUCAUUAUUGUUGCCUUUAUUACUGUUAACUUCCUUUUUAUUGAAAACCAGGGGUAACCAUAGUAAUCAUCAUCUCAUCAAUGAAAUCAUCACAAAACCUUGUGUUCAAAUUUUAAGUUUAUACUUCUUGUUUUUCUCCCUGUUUAUUGAAAGAAUGUCUUUUAAUAUUUUUCAUUGUACUGAUAUUCUGUAAAGGCAGCUACAUACAUUUAUACAUGAAGAUAAGACUUUAUUCAUAGACUAUAGACGGGGGACCAGUUAUAUUAAUUUGCAGUUGUUUUAUGACUGGGAUGGGAUGGGAUGGGAUGGGGGGGAUAUAAUCUUCAAGAGCUGCGGACUGCAUUGCCUAAUAGGUCGUCCUACUUAUAUUCAACUAAGGUCCAGACUUGUUGCUAUGAACAUACAAGUGCAGCAAAGACAGAGGUUAUUGAUUAGUUUAUAAAACUCUUUAAGAGAGGAAACUUGCUGUUUCCACAUACAUGUAUACAUGUACUCUUUUUCCCUAUUAGCAUACAUGUACAAGACUGGGGUGUCAGUGGAGCAACAAUAUAAAGAUAUUCGGGCAAAAUGAGCUUCCCUUAAAACCAUGUAUUUCCAUCAUCCUACACACAAUAUUAAUUGUAAUCCAGAUAAAAAUGCAUUGUUAUUCAUUGGCAAUCCUAUAUAGCCGUUUGGCUGUAUUGCUAAUUUGAAUAAAUGUUAUCCAGAUUCGGGCCUUUUUGUUUAAUUUGGGUGAAAAUCAGCCUGCCCUCCUAAAACAAUGGAGCCUGUAUGCCUAUCCUCUUCCCAUGUAGCAAGGAGUCAUUCCCACAAAAAGGAUAACACAGCUUUUGGUGUACCAGUCAGGACUGGAAUGGGAAAUAAUGCUGUGGAUUCUUUGCGGGGGUGACAGGUGUUCCUUCAGUUACAACACCUCAAACAUGUGUUCUAUCAAUGACAUACCUCUGGCAGAUACGGCCAUAUCAACUUUUUUUUCUAGUAACUUUUAAUGUGCUGACACUGACAGUUGUGCAUUUGGGUACAUGUAUCUGUGUUUGCACCUAGUCACAUAUGUUGGAGGGGGGGGGUAUUAUUUUUAUGAACAUUUCCAAAUGACAUUUAAUUAUUCAGUAUCAGAAGAAGUGUUUUCGGGACUAUAAUUUUUAUUUUUUUAAAUGUCAGUGCAUUUCACUAAUGUAUUUACAUAAAGUUUUUCUGUCUUUAUUAUGUUAUUUUGUAUUUGUAAUUAUGGGAGGUGGUUUUUUACAGCAUUUGAACAUAUAUUUCUAUUAUUUUCCUUGCAUUUAUUAAUCUUUUUUUCACAGAUACAUGUAAUAUUAAAAUGGGAACUUUAUCCUCCCAUGAAUAAUUGUGUUAAAAAUUGGUGUUGGUAUGGUAUUUUGUGCCAGUUCAUCAUCAUCUUCACCAAUGUUGGUCAACAAAUGAUAGCUACCGGUACCCCAUUUUCAUUUCAACUUAUUUUCGUGGUUAUGUCCAAUUAAGGUUCAAGCACGCUGCAUCAUGGGCACACAUCUCAGCUGUCUGUCCAGGACAGUGGGUUAGUUGCUAGUUGGUUAGUGAGAGAGAA